CGCGAGAGGCCGCCGAUAAAGGUUGGGUGCCUCGCGCCGGGGGCCGUUGGGAGGGAGUGCGCCCCCGCCCCCCCUCCCCGGCCCCCGCUCCUUCGCCGCCGCUCCCGGGGCCCUGCCUUCCCGUCGGCCCCCGCGGGAAGGUCCUGGGACGCCCCCUCCCCUCGUUCCCCCGGCCGGGGCCGCAGGUGAGAGACCGGAGGGGGUGGGGGGAGGGCCCGGGGGGCGGAGACGUAGGGGAAACGGCGAGCGUGAAACCGGAAGGGAUGCCUUAAAGGGAAGGUCGCUGUUUCACCCCCGACUGGGUCCCCUGGGUUGGCUCCGCCCUUUUAAAGGGCAAGGGGCUGAUUUUUAAAGCGGCGGGGUCGUAUCUUUUAUUUGAGAAGUAUUUUUUCUGCAGAUGCGCAUAUCCUUUUCACCCCUUUUUUUCCUUGACAGGGAGUGACAGUUUCCUAGACUUUGAAGGAGAAGCUUCUAAAGCUUGGUUGCUUCCUAGCAAUGUUUACUUGAGUAACGCAAAGAUGGAGAUGGGUGUGCAAGGGCUGCAGACUCUUAAAGGGGAAGCCCAACCUGGUGAAAAGGUGUGGUCCUGCUCUGGGUAGUGCAAACAGUGACCACGCUGGGCUGCUCACCUAAAGGUUGUUGGUUCAAGUUCACCCAUAGGCCUCUUGGAAGAAAGUCCUGGCAAUCUGCUUCUGAAAAACCAGCCAUUGAAAACCUUAUGAACACAGUUCUACUCUGACACACAUGGGGGCACCAUGAGUGGGAAUCAGAUCAACUGGCAACUGGCUUUUGGUUUUGCUUUGUGUUCUAAGAUGGGUCCCAGCUUUUCUGGGGCAUGGAUCUUUUAAGGCGAUGUCUGGCCUUUUCAAAAGCAUGUGCAGCUUCUUGGAGUAAUUACUUUCUUAAAAAAACUUGCUUACAUGAUAAAAGAAACAUUUAUUUUUUCCAAUCAAUAACCUGUCAUCGUGGAGUGGAUUCAGACUCAUGGCAGUCUCAUGUGUCAGAAUAGAACUGCACUCCAAAGGGUUUUCAGUGAUUGAUUUUUUUGGAAGUAGAUCUCCAGGCCCUUCUUCUGAGGCGCCUCUGGAUGGACUGAAUCUCCAGCCUUUCACUUAGCAGCCGAAUACGUUAAGCGCUUGUACCAUGCAGGAACUUUUCAAAGGGAAUGCUUAUAGCCUCUCAAAGGGUAUAUCCGGCACUUGUUCAUGCAACAUUUAUUUAUUGAAUAAAUACUGUGUGUCUGACAUUUUAGUACUGGGAUAGGAUAGUGAACCAGCAGUGGUCCAUAGUUUUGUGAAGUUGACAUUCUAGCAUGGGGAGAGAGAUAGCAAAACAGAAAACAUACGUACAUUAUAUAGCAGUGGUUUUCAACUGGGGAAGUUUUGCCCCCCGCGUGGGGUCUACCGGUAGGCAAGGGCCAGUCUGGCAGUGUCUGGAGACAUUUUUGGUUGUCACAACUCUAAGGGGGGGUGGCAUGCACUGGCAUCUAGUGGGUGGAGGCCAGAGGUGUGCUAAACAUCCUACAAUGCACAGGACAGCCCCCCCGCCCCAGCGAAGAAUCAUCCAGCCGCAAAUAUUAAUAGUGCUGAGGUUAAGAAACACUGAUUAUGUAGUUAUCUGGGUUCUAAUAAGGGAGCUCUGGUGGUACAGUGGUUAAAGUGCUGCUAACCCAAAGGUCAGUGGUUUGAACCCACCAGCAGCUCUGAGGGAGAAAAGACUUGGCAAUCUGCUCCUGUAGAUUAAAAAAAAAAUUUACAGCCUAGAAAACCUUAUGGAGCAGUUCUUUGUCCUGUAGGGUCACUCUGAGUCAGAAUCGACUUAAUGGCAUACAGCAGUAAUAUGUUUUAAUAUAUGUAUGUUAUAUAUGUUUGAAAGGAGUCCUGGUGGUGCAGUGGUUAAAGCGCUUGGUUGCUAACCAGAAGGUUGGUGGUUUGAACCCACCAGAUGCUCCUUGGGAGAAAGAUGUGGCAGCCUGCUUCUGUCAAGAUUUACAACCUUGGACACCCUAUGGGGCAGUUCUACUCUGUCCUGUAGUUUCGCUAUGAGUCUGAAUCUACUUGACAGCAAUGGCUUUUUACAUUUGUCAGAUGAUAAGCACUAUGGAGGACAAGGUAAGGCAGGGAAAGAAUGGGGAGUGUUGGAAAGGGUUGCACAUUUGAACAGGGGUGGUCAGGGAAGGCAUCACGGAGGUGAUGUCUCAGCAGAGCCUUGGAUUUCUUGGACAGCAGAAGGGAGGGGCACUAGGCAAGGGCCAGUGCAGGGGCUCUGCAGUGGGAGCAUGCCUUCCCAGCUCAGCUGGGGGGCUGGAGCAGAGUGAGGGGUAGGGAGGCUCGCUGGAGAAUAAGUAAAGGCAGGAACUUGGGGAGGGGGUGGCUGGCGGGCUUUGGGAAGGCCUUGUCAGGCCCUCCUAGGGGAUCUGCCUUUCGCUGAGAUGGGAAAUGGUGAAGGGUUUUCAGCAGAGGCACACAGUGACCUGAUCUACAUGUUGAUGGGUUUACUUUAGCUGCCCUGUUGGGAAUAGAUGAGGUAGGAAGGGUCGGAGAUCUGUUAGGAGUCUGUUGCCACUGCCCUGGAGAGAGCUGUUGGUGCCUGGGACAAAGGUGUUGAUGGUGUGUGUAUGAGAAGCAGCCAGAUUCCAAAUAUGCUUCAGAUAGGGUCACUAUGAGUCAGAAUUGGCUCGAUGGCAGGGGGUUUAGUUUGGUUUGACUUUUAGACUGGGGUAAAGGAGCUGUGGUGGCACAAUGGUUAAAUGCUUGGCUGCUAACCUAAAGGUUGGAGGCUCAAACCCACCAGUGGCUCCACAGGAGAAAAGACCUGGCAAUCUGCUUCUAUAAAGAUUACAGCCAAGAAAACUCUAUAGGGUAGUUCUACUCUGUUACAUGGGGGUAGCUAUCAGUCGGAAGCGACUCCACAGCAGCUGACUACCACAACAACAGACCAAGGGACUCGACGCACUGAGGGUUAUAGAGUGAGGAAGACAGGUGUCAAGGAGGACCCCAGGCUCUUGGCCUGAGCAGCUGGAAGAACUGAGCUGCCAUGUGCGGAGCUAGGGAGGACCGUGGAGGGAGGAGAGUUUUGCUGGGGCAGAAGGGGCUCAGGAGCAAAAACUGUAGUUCUGUUUUGGGCAUGUUAAGUUUGAGGCACCUCUUAGAUGUCCCAGUGGUGUUGUCUAGCAGGCAUUUUGGAGUUCAGAGGGGAGGUCUGGGGUAGAGAUAGGUGUUUGCUUGUAGAUGGUGUUUAAAGUCCUGAGAGUGGACAGCAUGGUUAGGGAGAGUGUGGAUGAAGGAUGGUCAUAGGGUGACAGCCCUGGGAGAUGAGGAGCCAGCACAAGAGACGGAGCGGGAGCAGCAGGUGCAGGGGGUGGAAAGACAGAGAGGACAGUGGGGCUCUGGAAGCUAAGGGAAGAGGUUGAAGGAAAGAGUGACCACGGGAGUCACUGCCCAGAUGAGCACUGAGGGCUGAGUGCUGGAUCCAGCCCCAUGGAGGUCAUUGGUGACAUUGACUGGAGCAGAGUGGGGGAAUGCUGGGAACACACAUCUGAUUAAAGCGGUUUGACAGAGGGAAGAGAGCACGUGUUGAUCAUACAUUUGAGGUGCUGUGCUGUAAAGGGGUGGAGAGACAGGAAGCUGGAGCUGGAGGGGGAAGGACGUGGGGUGGAGAGUUUUUUACUUUUUUAAAGACGGAAGACAGAGCUGGUUGGUGUGCUGAAGGGAGCCAUCCAGGAGACAAAAGGAAAUGGAGGAUGCAGGAGAGAGAAAGGGCAGGAGUGCAGAAGCAAUGUCCCAGAGUUAGCAGGAUGGAGGGCCUCUGGUGCCUAAGGGGAGACAGUGGCUUUUGGUAGGGGUCGGAUUGUGUGUCCUUUGGGAGAAGUCAGAGUUCUGGGCACAGAGGGUGGUGGGUUGCUGGAUGGAGGGAAGGCAGGACCCUCAACCUGGGCACUGCUGACAUCUCAGGCCUGAGAAGUCUUUGCCUUGGGGAUGGUCUUAUGCCCUGUAGAGUAUGGAGCAGCAUCCCUGAACUCCACUCACUAGAUGCCAGUAACACCACUCCCCCCGACAGUCAUGACAACCAAAAAUGUUUCCAGACAUGGCCACGCGUCCCUGGUCUAGGCCCGCUGGUGUAGCGGCAUGACCAUGUGAAUGUUGUCUUCUGAAUGCUUUUAUUUUUGGAGUGAAAUAACCAAGGGCCAGGCUGCCUGCUAAGAGUCAAUGGCAUAGGAGGAGCUGGAGGUUUGAGGAGGAGAGAAGAAACAUGGCCAAAUGAUUAUCGUUGGAGAUGAGGGUGGGGAUGAACGAGCAGAGCAAUGCAGUGCCCGGUGUAGGAGCUCUUAAGUUAGCCCCGGGGCAGGAAUGCAGGUGUAGCCACGUGGCAGGGCCUACUCCCACCACCAUUCUGUGGCUGCCUCCUCUCUGUGGCUGUGCUCCAGGUUGUUGGUGGCUGCAUGGGAGUGAUUUUAAUGGUGGCUUGAGGCCUUUAUGCUGGGUAAAGAGGCCUAUGGGUGGUAUAGUGGUUUGCACUCGACUGCUAACCUAAAGAUUUGUGGUUCGAAUCUACUCAGUGGUGCCACAGAAGAAAGGCCUGGUAACCUGCUUGCAUAAAAGAUUGACCCAUUGCCAUCAAGUUGAUUCCGACUCAUAGCAACCCUGUAGGACAGAGUAGAACUCUACCCUAGAGGGCUUCCAAGACUGUGAUCCUUACAGAAGCAGACUGCCACAUCUUUCUCCUGUGGAGCGGCUGGUGGGUUCGAACCCACUGACCUUUCUGUUAGCAGCCGAGCACUGUUAUGCCACCAGAGCUUCUUCCAGGGCUCCAGAAAAACCCUGUGGAGGAAUUCUACUAUUGAUAACAUGUGGGGUCACCGUGAGUCAGAAUUGACGCGACAUGAUCGGGUACUAAGAGGAACGUGGGGAUGUGGGGAAACCCUGGUGGCGUAGUGGUUAAGUGCUACGGCUGCUAACCAAAGGGUCAGCAGUUCGAAUCUGCCAGGCGCUCCUUGGAAACUCUAUGGGGCAGUUCUACUCUGUCCUGUAGCAUUGUUAUGAGUCAGAAUCGGCUCGAUGGCACUAGGCUUGGUUUUGGUUUUGUGGGGAUGUGGGUAGGGGUGGAGGGUGCACAGCUGGCAGGGUCUGCUGAUUGUAAAUCCUGGUGGGGUCUUGGGACUUGUGGAGUUGGGGCAGCAGCAGGAGUGAGCUAGAAAGAUGGACAGUGUUGGAGAGUAGGAUGGGUGAGGUAAAGACCAGGAAGGGUUUCAGCUGUAGUGAAAAAAGGUUUAGGGUGUAGUCAUGGAGGACAAGAUCUUUAGAGGAGGGAGGGGGCCAAGGAAAGGAAAACAAGGUAAUGGAAAAAUACCCCCUUCACCUUCUGCAGACAAACAAAACCCAAAUACUUUGUGGUUGGUGACCCCACGUGCUACAGAGUACAAGUGCUCCAUAGGAUUUUCUUGGCUGUAAUCUUUGUGGAAGCAGAUUGCCAGGCCAUUUUUCUGCAGUGCCACUGAGUAGGUUCCAACUGCCAACCUUUAGGUUAAGUAGCCAAGCCUGAACUUUGCUCCACCCAGGAACUUUCCACUUUUUGCAUGGACACAGCUUACCUUUUAGGGGGAAUGAGCAGAAUCGUAAACGGAAUGUUUGGCCUCCUAAAGAUCACCCCAGCGCCCUGGAGGAGAUGCUGACGUCCUAGGGUGUGAUGGUCGGCUCGCACGUGGACAUGGCACCUGCCUCCACCUCGGAGGGCGCCGGCGAGAAGCCGGGACCUGCUGCUCCAGCCCCAGCGGCGCAGUAUGAGUGCGGCGAGUGCGGCAAGGCCUUUCGCUGGUCAUCUCGACUUCUGCACCACCAGCGCACGCACACGGGCGAGCGGCCCUACAAGUGCCCCGACUGCCCCAAGGCCUUCAAGGGCUCAUCGGCCCUGCUCUACCACCAGCGUGGACACACGGGCGAGCGACCCUACCAGUGCCCUGACUGCCCCAAGGCUUUCAAGCGUUCCUCGCUGCUGCAGAUCCACCGUAGCGUGCACACAGGCUUGCGCGCCUUCACCUGCGGCCAGUGUGGCCUGGCCUUCAAGUGGUCUUCCCACUACCAGUACCACCUUCGCCAGCACACUGGCGAGCGGCCCUACCUGUGCCUGGACUGUCCCAAGGCCUUCAAGAAUUCGUCCAGCCUGCGGCGCCACCGGCACGUGCACACGGGAGAGCGGCCAUACACCUGCGGCGUGUGCGGCAAGAGCUUCACGCAGAGCACCAACCUGCGGCAGCACCAACGUGUGCACACGGGCGAGCGGCCCUUCCGCUGCGCACUCUGCCCCAAGACCUUUACGCACUCCUCCAAUCUGCUGCUGCACCAGCGCACACAUGGUGCCGCUGCCCCUGCGACCACGCCUGCCCCAGGGACUGCCACUUCUGCCCCCGCCACCCCCCAGCACCGCUGUGAGCCCUGCGGCAAGGUCUUCGUUUCUGAGGCUUACCUGCAGCGGCAUCUGCAGUCCCACGGCCCGCCUGUGCCCCCACCUGCACCCGCGCCAGCGCCGGCGCCCCCACCCCCGCCCGUGGUCCCCGAGCUCUUCCUGGCUGCCGCCGAGACCACAGUGGAGCUCGUUUUCCGCUGUGACGGUUGUGAGCUGGGCUUCGGCAGCGAGGAGCUGCUGCUGGAGCACCAGCCAUGCCCGGGGCCUGAGGUGGCACCCCCGCCCCCACCCUCGGACACACCCGCCGCUUCUACUGCCUCCAAGCCAGACCCACCUCCGGCGCUGUCCCCACCCUCGCCCCUGCCUGUCUCGGCACCAGCCACAGCCCCCGGCUUCGCCUGCCUGCCCUGCGGCAAGUCCUUCCGGACUGUGGCAGGCCUCUCGCGCCACCAGCACAGCCACAGCACAGCCAGUGGGCAGGCGUUUCGCUGUGGCAGCUGCGACGGGGCCUUCCCACAACUAGCCAGCCUCCUGGCACACCAGCAGUGCCACGUGGAGGAGGCGGCAGCUGGGCGCCCGCCCCCCCAGGCCGAGGCAGCCGAGGUCACCUGCCCACAGGAGCCGCCGCCACCGCCCACUGCGGCUCCGGCCGAGCGGCCCUACAAGUGCGCCGAGUGUGGCAAGGCCUUCAAGGGCUCAUCGGGCCUGCGCUACCACCUGCGGGACCACACGGGUGAGCGGCCCUACCAGUGCGGUGAGUGCGGCAAGGCCUUCAAGCGUUCGUCCCUGCUGGCCAUCCACCAGCGAGUGCACACAGGCCUGCGUGCCUUCACCUGCGGCCAGUGCGGUCUCACCUUCAAAUGGUCCUCCCACUACCAGUACCACCUGCGGCUGCACUCGGGUGAGCGGCCCUACGCAUGCGGCGAGUGUGGCAAGGCCUUUCGCAACACGUCAUGCCUGCGGCGCCACCGCCAUGUGCACACGGGUGAGCGGCCCCACGCCUGCAGUGUGUGCGGCAAGAGCUUUGCGCAGACCUCCAACCUGCGGCAGCACCAGCGCGUGCACACAGGCGAGCGGCCGUUCCGCUGCGCACUCUGCCCCAAGACCUUCACGCACUCCUCCAAUCUGCUGCUGCACCAGCGCACGCACUCUGCCGAGCGCCCCUUCACCUGCUCUGUUUGCGGCCGUGGCUUUGUCAUGGCCGCCUACCUGCAGCGCCACCUGAGGACGCACACCCCUGCCAACCCAGCCCCCAGCCCCAGCCCCACCGGUCCCCAGCCCCCAGCCCCGCUGGCUGCUGCCCCACCCGCCACCCAAGACGUUCACGUCCUCCCACACCUGCAGGCCACACUCUCCCUCGAGGUAGCAGGGGGCACGGCCCAGACCCCGCCCCUGGGUCCCGCUGCACCCAACUCCCAGACGUUCCUCCUGGUGCAGACAGCCCAGGGCCUCCAGCUGAUCCCCAGCAGCGUCCAGCCCUCCACCCCUCCGCCCCCACCUGCGCCUCCCAAGCUCAUCUUGCUGCCUCCUCCCAGUGCUAGUGGGUGCGGGGGCCGGGCUAGGCAGGGCCAACGUGCUGUGGGGAAACCCGGGCAGGGGGCUGGUGUGGUCUGGCUGCCGAGCCCUGGGGGGCUGGGGGUGCAGGGAGGAGCCAGCCCUGGGGCCAAUGGGGGAGGGCAGAGCCUCAUAGUUCUGCAGAAUGUGGGGGGUGGGGAUGCAGGGGCGCAGGAAGUGAGCGGGGUCCAGCUCCAGCCCCUCCGGCCAGCCCAGGAAGUGACCACGGUCCAGCUGCAGCCGGCCCAGGAAGUGACCACGGUCCAGCUGCAGCCGGCCCAGGAAGUGACCACGGUCCAGCUGCAGCCGGCCCAGGAAGUGACCACGGUCCAGCUGCAGCCGGCCCAGGAAGUGACCACGGUCCAGCUGCAGCCGGCCCAGGAAGUGACCACGGUCCAGCUCCAGCCGGCCCAGGAAGUGACCACGGUCCAGCUCCAGCCCGUGGCGGGCCAGCUCACCAGUCCCGGUGGGGGCGCCGUGACUACGGAGGCCCCCAACCUGCUGGUGGUUCAGAGUGGGGCAGCGGAGGAGCUGCUCACAGACCCCGGCCAGGGGGAGGCGGGUGACGGCGAGGCCAGCGCCGGCGUAGUCCAGGAUGUCCACUUUGAGACGCUGCAGACGGACGAAGGGCUGCAGAGCGUCCUGGUGCUGAGCGGGGCGGAUGGCGAGCAGACCCGCCUGUGCGUGCAGGAGGUAGAGACCCUCCCUGCCGGCCUAGCGGAGCCACCUGCCCCGGGCCCACCCGGACAGAAACUCCUCAUCAUCCGCAGCGCCCCAGCCACUGAGCUGCUGGAGAACAGCGGCGUCGGGGGCGGUGGCACCACGCUGCAGCUCCUGGCCCCACCCCCGCCUGGGCCUGCGCCCGCCCCAGCAGGCAUCCCCGCGGCGCCCACCCCCCAGAUGGUCCAGGUGGUCCCCGCCGGGGCCGGGAUCCAGCAAGGCGUGCCCUCCAUCCAGAUCGUGCAGACCCUGCCCGCGGUCCAGCUGGUGCACACAUUUUGAGGACACCGACUGGUACUUCUUCCUGCCUCAGAGCGAGACCCCGGCUCUGUCCGUCUUGGCUGGGCUCCGGAGAGGGAGGGGCUGCAGCCUGAGUUUGCUAAUAAAGAUCGAGAAUCUCUUUCCCUUUUUUUUCUUUGGGGGGCGAUUGAGGCGGGAGAGGAGAAAGGGGCAAUGUCAAGGUCAAGGCGGCAGCCUGCGAGCUCCGACUCUCCGGGUCUGCAGAUGACUGGCUUUGCGCUUUGGGGCCAGUUACUUCUAUGUGGGUUCAGUUUCCCUGUCCUGAGAAAAGGGACGCAUUGGUAACUAUAGGGGGAAGGUUGGAGUCAGAACCCUGGUUAAGCCACUUGUAAGUCGCCCCGUCCUCCCCUCAUCUGAAAAACGAGUGGGUGGGAAUUCUCACCCCUAAGGGACCGCGAGGCCAGACGCCCAGGCUGAGGCCCUUGGGCAUGGGAAGGGUCGGCCCCCGCGGCCUGGAUGCUGACUGCGACCCUGGCCCCUCCUGCGAAGGCCCGCGUGCCAAAGAGAAUCGAUUCACUAGCAACACACACGCACACGGCGCUCACGUUGCCUAGCAACUAGGGGACGUCUCGAAGUGAGCGUGCGUUCACCCUCCGCGGGCCUGGUAAGUAGAGCUCCCCGCCCCCACGGCAUCUGAUCUCGCGGACCCGGCCGGCCAGGGCCAGUGUCCAGGGCCGUCUCCCGAUUGCUCCUUCUCCGGGGACCAGAGAGGCCACCCCCCGGCAGGAUCACCGCUUCCUGACGCUGUCCCUCAACCCCCGGGAGUCCAGCGCUCUGCCCUUCCGGACACUUGGCAACCGUUGCUAAGGCCGAGUCAGGCACCGCCCGCUACACCCCCCCAGCUGCAAGAGUUUACGUCACUUCCGCCGGCGACCCCUUUCCG
This is a messenger RNA of Loxodonta africana (African savanna elephant), 9859 nucleotides long. RefSeq names its product zinc finger protein 628 (gene ZNF628). Gene Ontology annotation, cellular component: nucleus. NCBI's taxonomy places the organism in Eukaryota, Metazoa, Chordata, Mammalia, Proboscidea, Elephantidae. The record is from RefSeq and is a predicted model, not a curated record. Gene Ontology annotation, molecular function: RNA polymerase II cis-regulatory region sequence-specific DNA binding; DNA-binding transcription factor activity, RNA polymerase II-specific. The coding region runs from base 5686 to 8958 and encodes 1090 amino acids. The transcript has 2 exons. Gene Ontology annotation, biological process: regulation of transcription by RNA polymerase II.